AUGAAUCAUCAACAGUCAUCAAGUGUCACCAACACCAAUAAUAAUAAUAAUAAUAAUAAUAUUUAUGAAAAAGUUAGAGAAAUAUUAGAGUUUUAUUUAAGUGAUUCCAACAUAAGAAGAGACAAAUAUCUUUUAAAUUUAAUUAAACUAAAUAAUGAAGGAUAUUGUAAAACAUUGAUAUUAAACAAUGAUAAAAAGAAAAUCAAAAGAAUUCAACCAUUUAAAGAGGAAUUAACCAAUCAUGAAAUUAAGGAAAUUGAUGAAAGAACCAUUUAUAUUGAACCAAUUACAAAUGAUUUAUCAAACAAUACAUUAAUUGAAUCAUUAUUUUUAAAAGAUAAAUCAAUAUUUAAUAAUAAUAACAAUAACAAUAGCAAUAUUGAUAGUGGUGUCGUUAAUAGUUCACCAAUACUUCAUAUAUCUAUACCAAGAUUUCCAGAUAAAACAAUAAAAGGUUUUUCAUUUAUUGAAUUUUCAUCAAAAGAAUUUGCAGAGAAAAUGAUAAAUCAAAUUGACCAAUUCCCAGAUCAAUAUAAUAAUUUAAUUGCAAUUUCAAAACUAGAAUGGUUAGAAAAGAAAAAACAAUUUUCAUACUUAUCAAGUAAAUCAAGAUAUUUAAAGAUAAACAAUAUACCAAACUGUAUAAAAACAAUUUUAAAAAAAGAUACAGAAAUGAACAAUAAUAAUAAUAAUAAUAACCCAACCGAUAACACAAACAAUGAGGAUGACGAUAUUAAAAUUAUAGACGAUCAAACCAAACCAAUCUUAAUGAAUAAACCACACCUUUGGAAAUUUUUUGAUAACGAAACCAAUAUUUCAGUAUGUUUUUUAGAUUACAAAGCUGGCAAUAGUGAAGCUAUUUUAAAAUUUUCAACACUUUCAGAUUUACAAUAUGCAAUCGAUCAAUUCCAACAAGGUGAAAUAGCAAUGUAUGAUAAUGUGUUCCAUAUAACUGAAUUUACAGAAAAAGAAAUUAAUUCAGAAAGAGAAAAAGUUUCAUCACACGAAGUUUCAAAAUUGAAAUCAAAUCCAUAUCGUAAUAAUAAUAAUAAUAGUUCUGGUGAUGAUAACCACAACUCUGCCGAUAGUGGAGGUUACAAAAAGAGAAAUAACUAUAAUAAUAAGAGGAACUAUAAUAACUAUGAAAAUAAAAGAAAAAGAGAAUAA
Molecule: messenger RNA, 1167 nt
Organism: Dictyostelium purpureum
Lineage: Eukaryota; Evosea; Eumycetozoa; Dictyosteliales; Dictyosteliaceae
Exons: 2
Coding region: 1-1167 (388 amino acids)
Source: RefSeq, a predicted model, not a curated record